Cercospora beticola is the source of this 1311-nucleotide messenger RNA. Lineage: Eukaryota; Fungi; Ascomycota; Dothideomycetes; Mycosphaerellales; Mycosphaerellaceae. The record is from RefSeq and is a predicted model, not a curated record.
CUUGCGCGUCGUGGAUGAUGAAACGCGUCUCGAUUUUGAUUAUUGUAGCUUUACCUCUCGUUAAGACCUACAACCCUGCAAAGCCAAUCAGACAUAAGCACAACACGACACGAGAGAGAAGCACAAGCCAAGCUGACAUCUAGGACAAGGAUAUCGUACGCGUCAACUUCGCCAUGCAGCAUACUUCUAUACCAGAGCGAUACCCUCCAAGCCCCGGAAUCGCACCCAUGCCCUGUGUUUAAAGCGAUCGCUAUUCAUUUCAAACAUACAAACUCCAGGCUGCGCGAAGAAACGCUCAAACAAAAUGGCCUCCUCCAUCCUCCACUCUCAAUCUCCAACACUCCUCAAAAUUGCUGGCCUCGGAGCCUUCUUCCCACUCGCAUUAGGCCUGAUCGGCACAUUUUCUCCAUACAGCGGCUUCAAACUGUUUGGCCUGCCCGAGCCUACAACACCGCAAGCCAAAAAGCAAGGCGCGAAUCUGAUGAUGUUCUGGGGUUCUCGCGAUGUCUAUAUGGGACUCACUGCACUAGCAGCGUGGUAUGAAGGAGCUGGGAGAGUUCUGGGUUGGUUAUAUCUCUGCGGGACGUUGGUGGCAAUCAGCGAUGGCGUGCAGAGUAUUAGAGAGACAGGAGGAGGAGCGUGGAAGCACGUCAUGUGGUGUCCAGUUGUAGUUGGAAUCGCCGGGGGCUUAUUGGGGUGGUUCGAUUGAGGAACUCAGAAAGAAAGAGAGAAGAGAGCGCUAGUCGGCUGAGACCACAACGCAACAAUCUGGGAUCCUCUUGACUUGGGAAGAGCGAGCAUGCAUAGUCAGACUGAUCAUCAUCCGCGAAGAGCUUUCGCAUAUGUGAGACCUCUUAGCAGAAGCUUGACUGCUUCAGCCAAUCCAACAGCCAUCAACAGCGUGUAAAAUCAAAGGGUCGCGUGCACGAAUCUUAGUCGUUCAGUGAUGGCUCUUCCCAGCCACUCGAGAGACCUACAACGCCGUCCAUGGUGCUCAUAUACACAUACGCCACAUCGUUGACACGAAUGGUAUAGGAAGAAAGAGAUCAACGCCCGACGAGCAGCUGACGUCGAAUACGACCAGACCUAUCCGACAAGGAUACCUUCUAAAACGCCAAAGUUGAUCACUGAUCACGGACAUAAAAAAAAUCACCGUUCCGAACAUACAUAACCAUCUUCUGCUUUGCUAUUAGUCAGAGAGGCGUAAAUCAGAAAGCAAUGGAAGACACAAUUAUUGCAGAGCGCCGAGCAUUGAUACAAGAACAGACAGCAGACUUUUCGCAGAAUCUAUAUCCCGUACUCACCACACCU